UUUGGGUUACUGGAAUCUCUGUAUUACCUAUUUACUGGAAAUCUAAUAUGUACAAGGACACCGUUUAAAAUGGUCCUAAACAAUUCCCAGGAAGUCAAAAGUUGGGAACAGGUAAGGUCGCAUGUUAAACUUCUCAAGUUUCAAUUUUUUUCCUCUACAAAUUUUUUGUGCGUUCAUUGAGAAAAAUUAUAUAAGCACGCGGCAUCUUGCUCACACGGGACCUUGAAAACUUUUAUUUGAAACUCUUGAAGCUUUAAUUUAAUAGUUGAAUCCUCUUUCAAUCGAGUUUGAAUCGUAAUAGAGUGAUGCUGAAAUCAACCUUCACUCCCAUUUUCUCAACCUUCCCUGCCAAACUCAGUGCACUUCAAAAGUUUCCACGUUUUACAACGGCCGCCAACGCAUUCACGCAAAGCACACCACCUAUUCAACAAAAUUCCUCAACCGCUCCUACUUCAGCUUACGUCCACCUCCCUUUCUGUCGCAAACGCUGCCAUUACUGUGACUUUCCGAUCGUUGCUCUUGGCUCUGCUAACCCAACUGACGCCGACCCUCGGAUCUCCAACUAUAUAGAAUUGCUUCUACGAGAAAUAGUCUCAACAAAACCAGAAUUCGAUUCCCACCCACCUCUUCAAACUGUCUUUUUUGGUGGUGGCACGCCUUCUUUGGUGUCUCCAGGUCUCGUUUCCUCCAUUUUGGAUACGUUGAAAAGGAAGUUUGGGCUCUGUGAAGAUGCUGAGAUAUCCAUGGAAAUGGAUCCUGGGACCUUUGAUGCUGGUAAAAUGGAGGAGUUGAUGGGGCUGGGCGUGAAUAGAGUGUCAUUGGGAGUGCAGGCUUUUCAAGAGGAGUUGCUGAAAUCUUGUGGGAGAGCACAUGGAAUUAAGGAGGUUUACGAAGCAAUUGAGAUUAUUGGAUCAUGUGGGGUUCAGAAUUGGAGCAUUGAUCUUAUUUCUUCUCUUCCUCACCAGACUCCACAAAUGUGGGAGGAGAGCUUGAGACAUACAAUCCAAGCACAGCCUAAGCAUGUCUCUGUAUAUGAUUUGCAAGUUGAAAAAGACACAAAAUUUGGAAUCUUGUAUUCACCAGGAGAGUUUCCCCUGCCAUCAGAAACGCAAUCUGCUGAUUUUUAUAGAAUGGCUUCGCGGAUACUUUCUGAUGCUGGUUACAGCCAUUAUGAAAUUAGUAGUUAUUCCAAGGAUGGAUUUGAAUGCAAGCACAAUUUUACUUACUGGAAGAACAAGCCUUUCUAUGGUUUUGGCCUUGGCUCCGCUAGUUAUAUUAAUGGACUAAGGUUUUCGAGGCCAAGAAAGAUGAAAGAGUACAUGGGUUAUGUGCAGAAUUUGGAGACUGGAGAAGUGGAUUGCUGUGGGAAUAACCAUAUUGAUGCCAAGGACAUGGUCAUGGAUAUUGUGAUGCUUUCGCUUAGAACUGCAAGAGGCCUUGAUUUGAGGUUUUUUGCAAAUGAAUUCGGUGGCUCCCUUGUUUAUUCUCUCUGCAAGGUCUAUAAACCUUACAUAGAGAGUGGACAUGUGGUUUGCUUAGAUGAGGAGAGAAGGGAAUUGACUGCAGAUGAAUUGAACACGUUGUUUACGCAUGAAGAAGAUAUUGCAAGUCGACUAGGUUGUAUCCGGCUCAGCGAUCCAGAUGGUUUUCUGUUAUCAAAUGAAUUGAUAUCCCUUGCAUUUAGGGUCAUAGCUCCAUAGAACAUAUGGGAUUGAACCAGGCAGAUGGUCUUAGAGGUUGGAGAUGAGUUCUUAACAUAAUUGGCUCCAUUCAUUCUUUGCUACAACACAAAGCAGAUUAUCUUACUGUCACUGAGAAACAAGGUGUUAAUUUCACUAUGCCAGAAUUACUGGUUUUUUAAAGUAUUUAAAUGCAUAAUAUUCGUUCACAGGUUCCCAGGUUCUUCACGAGAAGGCCUUAUUGGAGAAUUUACCAGUGAAAGUGAAUCAGCAAAUUGUGAGGUUGAAGAUGAUUUGCUAACAUACUCAUCUUCAUUACUGAUUUCUGGGUGGCCUUGUUUAGCAAACAAGAAAGAGCAGACUACCUUAUAGUCACUGCAGAACAAGGUGCUUUUUAUGUUAGAUUUCAGGACACAGUAUUGAAUAAGCAACAAGAGGGAAUUAGACUAGAUUUUCAAGAUGAUUGUAAAAGACUGAAAAUUGAAGCAUGUAUCAAGAUAAUUGCAACUAAUGUGAAAUGUCAACUGUUAAAAUUAAAAUUACAUCGAUUUG
Jatropha curcas is the source of this 2231-nucleotide messenger RNA. Its product is annotated as Radical SAM superfamily protein. Gene Ontology annotation, biological process: porphyrin-containing compound biosynthetic process. Gene Ontology annotation, molecular function: coproporphyrinogen oxidase activity; 4 iron, 4 sulfur cluster binding. NCBI's taxonomy places the organism in Eukaryota, Viridiplantae, Streptophyta, Magnoliopsida, Malpighiales, Euphorbiaceae. The record is from RefSeq and is a predicted model, not a curated record. Gene Ontology annotation, cellular component: cytoplasm.